Messenger RNA from Pipistrellus kuhlii (Kuhl's pipistrelle), 3370 nucleotides. It is a transcript of the gene NPY2R, whose product is annotated as neuropeptide Y receptor Y2. Bases 635 to 1780 code for a protein of 381 amino acids. Gene Ontology annotation, molecular function: neuropeptide Y receptor activity. The transcript is spliced from 2 exons. Lineage: Eukaryota; Metazoa; Chordata; Mammalia; Chiroptera; Vespertilionidae. Gene Ontology annotation, biological process: G protein-coupled receptor signaling pathway. Gene Ontology annotation, cellular component: membrane. The record is from RefSeq and is a predicted model, not a curated record.
GGGGAGCGGGCGGUGGGGCCCAGCCUUCCCGGCUUGUCUCUCGCGGAACUGAGGAGCCAGCCGAUAGCAAGGCGAGGGGGUGGUGGACAGGAAAGGGGGUGGCAAUGCUGCAAACUCCCCACGAAGAGCAUCAAACUUGAGAGGCGCCCCGGGGAGAGGGAGUAGCAGCUGCAGGUGGUGGUGCCGGCACCGGGCGGCGUGCUGGGCAGGGCCCCGCCGGGGGAGCGCUGCGGAGCCGGGAGGCGGCAGAGACCCAGGGCGCAGUCGGCUACUCCAUCGCCUGGGAUACUUCCCAUCCACGCCUCUCCCCAGCCGGACCUUCGCACCCACCUGUGUCUUCUUCUGCGCGGGAAGGGGUUCACAGCCCCCACCGCCCUUCCCAACAUUUCCUCCUCCGCAGCCUCCGCACCCCACCGCUCACCCCAGGGCUCUGUGCUGCAAACCUCCGUGCGGAGCCCCGGGAAGCAGCCAGACUCCCAGCGACCUGGACCGGGGGGCGUCUGCCCUGCGAGGUCAGGACGUCAGGACGGACGGACAAACGGAACUGGACUUGCCUUCUGCCACACGUCUUGCUGGUGCUUCUAAGCAGAAAGAAACUUGACGGCCAGGUCAGUAAGUAUUCUUCUUCCUGAAAAUGGGCCCAAUAGGUGCAGAGGCUGAUGAGAACCAGACAGUGGAAGAAAUGAAAGUGGAGCAGUACGGUCCAGGGCAAACCACUCCUAACGGUGAGCUGGCCCCUGACCCUAAGCCAGAGCUUCGAGACAGCACUACGCUGAUUGAAGUGCAGAUCAUCCUCAUAUUGGCUUACUGCUUCAUCAUCUUGCUUGGGGUGAUUGGCAACUCCUUGGUGAUCCAUGUGGUGAUCAAAUUCAAGAGCAUGCAAACAGUAACCAACUUUUUCAUUGCCAACCUGGCUGUGGCAGACCUUCUGGUGAACACCCUGUGCUUGCCAUUCACUCUUACCUACACCUUAAUGGGAGAGUGGAAAAUGGGUCCUGUCCUGUGCCACCUGGUGCCCUAUGCCCAGGGCCUGGCAGUACAAGUGUCCACCAUCACCUUGAUGGUAAUUGCCCUGAACCGGCAUCGUUGCAUCGUCUAUCACCUGGAGAGCAAGAUCUCCAAGCGAAUCAGCUUCCUGAUUAUUGGCUUGGCCUGGGGCAUCAGUGCCCUGCUGGCAAGCCCCCUGGCCAUCUUCCGAGAGUAUUCACUGAUUGAGAUUAUCCCUGACUUUUCCAUUGUGGCCUGUACGGAGAAGUGGCCUGGUGAGAAGAGCGUGUAUGGCACUGUCUACAGUCUUUCCUCCUUACUGAUCCUGUAUGUUUUGCCUCUGAGCAUCAUUUCUUUUUCCUACAUGCGCAUCUGGAGCAAACUGAAGAACCACGUCAGCCCUGGAGCUGCGAGUGAUCACUACCAUCAGCGACGGCAAAAGACCACCAAAAUGCUGGUGUGCGUGGUGGUGGUGUUCGCGGUCAGCUGGUUGCCUCUCCAUGCCUUCCAACUCGCUGUGGACAUUGACAACCAAGUCCUGAACUUGAGGGAGUACAAGCUCAUCUUCACCGUGCUCCACAUCAUUGCCAUGUGCUCUACCUUUGCCAACCCCCUUUUCUAUGGCUGGAUGAACAGCAACUACAGAAAAGCUUUCCUCUCGGCCUUCCGCUGUGAGCCCAGGUUGGACACCAUCCACUCGGAAGUAUUCGUGUCAUUCAAGGCUAAAAAGAACCUGGAAGUGAAAAGGAAAUAUGGCCCCAAUGGCUCUUUCACAGAGGCAACCAAUGUCUAAGGAAGCUGUGGUGUGAAAAUGUGUGGAUGAAUUCUGACCAGAGCUAUACAUCUGGUUGGGGACAGCGCCUGGGUGUGUCCUGAUUUCCCAUUUUUAGGAAGAAAAAGAGCAUCUGAAUGGAUGCUCUUUGGUGUCAUUCACGGAAACCUCAUUGGCAGAGCCAAGGUGAAAACACACCUAUUGGGAGACAGGACAGCAAAACAUUUCACCUACAGUUGUAUGGCCGGAAGGUGGAAUAACGGACAUUCUUGUGACAGUUUCCGGUUUCCUGUAGUGAAGGAAACCUGAACAAGGAACUGGCCUUACCACCAUUGCUAAAAGGUAGUGGCUCAAUAAGCUGACUUUCAAAUCACAUUGGGGAGUAGGUUGGGGAUGCUGUAUAAUUAACUGCUCUCCCCUCAUCUGAUGAAAGGAUGACCAAACACCAAUUUCCCUAGGGAGCCACAGGCUCUCCUUUAUUGUAUUUUGUGUGUGUGUCUGUUUUAAUGAAUCUUCCUAUAGAUUAAACCUACUAGGAAAUGCUACAGGUAAAUGUUGCCACCUAAUAGUAUGACUGCAAGGAAGUAAACUGAAAUUUGCCGUAUAAUUAGUGUGUUGGAAAAUGAUGGGGGAAGUUCUUAAUACUCAGCUGAUUAUGCUUAAAACCAAAGACACAUUUAGUGGAAAGUUGCUUUGACUCAGAAUCAAAGGUUGAAGUUCUCAGAAUUAUAGAAAGGUAAACCAUCAUUUGACUUCUCAUUUAAGUUGUCCCUGCUUUCUAUACAUAGAUACCAUUUCGAUAACCAAAUAAGCAUGCAUGUAAUGCAUUUAGUGAUUUAAUUAAUAAAUAUUAAUUAUCAUAUCUUUUGAACAUGUAUUAUUCCUAUGUUGGAGCUGAGUUUGUCUUCACUAGAAAUUAAACCAAUUAGAAAAUAAUUUUGUGGUAUUUAAAAAAUUUUUGUGGUUAUUUGUAAGCAUUUUUUGCACAGGUACAUAGCUCUAAUGUGUUCAUAGAACACUAGUGUUUUUUUUUUGAAAUUCAUUUUCAAUGGACUCAUUCAUGACACAGUAUAAUUUCAUCAAGAUGGCACCCAUCUGAUAAGAAUGCUAAAGACAUUGGACUCAUUCCAUUUUGCAAAUGUUCUGUUUGGACCAAUUUCAACAUAAAUUAUGCUUUUCUCAAAAUAAUUAGCUAAGUUAUUUUGAUAACAUGAGUAUAUACCUAAAAAUUGUACUUACACAACCAAAGAUGCUUAAAACCCUAUUAUGUUCAUGACAAAUAAUUGAGAUGUUAAAAUAAUUAUAAUUCUUUGAAUGCUGUUAAGGAAGUUUCAUUGCAAUCAUAUUUUUGUAAAUAGAGUCAGUCCUUAAAUUAAAAAAAAAAAAUUCCAUGAGUAGUAUAAUAUUACACUUAGUUAUAAAUAUUAACUUUUUGAACUGGAAAGUUUAUUUUAUGAAUAUAUUUAAAAUUCAUACUUUGGCUCUUUCUGAGCUACUUUCUUGCUAGAAAUGAAAAAUUGCUCUUGAAGAGGACAGCACUUUUGGAAUACAGAAAAAGAAUGAAAAAUAUAAUUUAGAUUAGACGGGAGACUGACUUAAAAGUAAACAAAA